Messenger RNA from Sander lucioperca (pikeperch), 1339 nucleotides. It is a transcript of the gene irx7, whose product is annotated as iroquois homeobox 7. The record is from RefSeq and is a predicted model, not a curated record. The coding region runs from base 79 to 1086 and encodes 335 amino acids. Gene Ontology annotation, biological process: cell development; regulation of transcription by RNA polymerase II; neuron differentiation. Gene Ontology annotation, molecular function: DNA-binding transcription factor activity, RNA polymerase II-specific; RNA polymerase II cis-regulatory region sequence-specific DNA binding. Lineage: Eukaryota; Metazoa; Chordata; Actinopteri; Perciformes; Percidae. The transcript is spliced from 2 exons. Gene Ontology annotation, cellular component: nucleus.
GCUGGCAGCUGGGUGUGUAUAAAUAGAUCCAGGAGGCUGGAUUGCCACUCAAACUCGAAUAGCUGGGACGCAGGAAAGAUGCCCGCAUCGCAAACUGGAAUUGGCAGCUUUUUCUUGGAGCGGAACCUCAGCAUGCCGACUGGAUAUCAUCAGAUCCCGCUGCUGGGAUGCCCGCCGGGUGUGCAGCAACAGCAGCAGCAGCAGCAGGCUCAGCAUCUGGCAGCGAUGGCAGCUGGAAUUCCCAUAACAUACUCAGGACUCCAGGGAUACAACUUCAUCCCCUACCCACACCACAGGCACAUCACACACAUGAACAACAGUUUCGACUUGAAGGCCGCCUCUCCCUACCACCACGCGCUCCUGGCUCGCGGGGGGGCUUUCUACCCCCCGUACCGCCCCGGAGCAGCCGAGGAUCCCGGCAGGGUUGCCAAAGUGGCCACCCGAGAGAGCACCGGGGCGCUGAAGGCCUGGCUCAACGAGCACCUGAAGAACCCGUAUCCGACCAAGGGAGAGAAGAUCAUGCUCGCCAUCAUCACUAAAAUGAGCCUGACGCAGGUCUCCACCUGGUUCGCCAACGCACGGCGACGCCUGAAGAAGGAGAACCGGGUGAGCUGGGCGUGUAAGGGGAAGUCAGACGAGGAGGACGACGAGCAGGAGGGAGAGAGCGACGACGCAGACACGUCCGCGCACACCUGUCAUCUGGAUGAGCGGGAUGAGGAAGAGCGUCAAAGUGAACGCGCAGACAACGAUGCGCACGCCGAGAGCGCGUCGGACAGCUCAGCGUCGGUGGACGCGCGCUUGGAGAUGCCGAAGCAGCCAAGCAGCGAGCACGAAGACAGAGAACUUGCACUUGUCAAGAAAGUUGAAAAGAGUGACUCUGAUCACACGCUAUCCACUUUGGAGAGUAAAGAUAACAUUGUGAGUCAGAAACCCAAAAUCUGGUCUUUGGCCGAGACGGCCACUUCAGAAACGGUGAAGAAACCUCUGGACAAUAUCUACCACCCGGCCGGAAAACUGUGGGCUGAGUGGGCUUCAAGAAACGGACUGUUUGUUCCGUCAUGUUACACCACUCAUGGAAUUGUCUAAGCGGGUAUUUAGACACAAAUUAAGAGACGUUUUCCACAUCCUUUGCACUUUAAAAAAAAAAAACUUUUCAAACCUCAGGGAUUUUUAUUCCUGAAGUUUGCAGUGAAAUUUAAGACCAAAGAUUAAAACAUGUUAUUGUAAAUAAAUGUAGAUGUAUUUUUUUUCAUCACCAACAUGUAAAUUAUGUGUCCUCUGUCUAUUCAUGAAGAACUAUUUUUGCUUAAAUAAAGAUCAGCUUCUAGCGGAAUCAUGA